This is a messenger RNA of Penicillium malachiteum, 3639 nucleotides long. RefSeq lists its product as uncharacterized. The transcript is spliced from 5 exons. The record is from RefSeq and is a predicted model, not a curated record. NCBI's taxonomy places the organism in Eukaryota, Fungi, Ascomycota, Eurotiomycetes, Eurotiales, Aspergillaceae. Bases 1 to 3639 code for a protein of 1212 amino acids.
AUGCCUGGUGAUGACCCAUUCGGUUUUCUGCCAGUGGCUGCAGACCAGCCCAAGCCGGUAAAGAAAUCUCACAAUUGGAGAGAGAAGCUGUUCUCCAAGGAUAAGAACAAGGGUGCUGUUGCCGAUAAACAGAUCGAGGACUUCCUUGCUUCUAAUCGUCCGCAACCCCAACAACCGGUAUCGACCAAAGCCGAUCCUAGUCAACCACCCCCGACCGUUUCAACAUAUCAAGUUGCCUCGCAAGAUGUCGCAAGCACUACCACUCCCCAGACCCCGAUUGCGACUGCGAAGGCGACCGAGAAGUACACUGCAUUUAGCCCUGCGGAAGCUCAACCCCCAUCCCUACCCCGCCAACUCCCACCACCAUCGCCACAGUCGCAAACACGCAGUCCUCCGCGCAAGCCCCGUAAGAACAAAGGCCUCCGAGUAGGAUUCUGUGAUCGCACACCAGAGAUAAUUGGAGAGGGUGGUGACGAAACGGAAGCACCAACGAUUGAGAUUUCCUGGUCGCGACAACGUGCUCGGGAUAGAGAAGUGCCUGCUCAACCCAAGCGUGCUCCGUCGCGGUCACCAAACCCCUCUAGAGACUUGCCAUCUUUGCGCGUGAACACAUCGCUUGAGGAUGCUGGUACACAGCGCCGAAAGCCACAGGAUGUGCAAAGUGGAAUAACCCCGGACUGGAAGCCUCCCUUAGUCGAAAACACCCCUGAUGCCGAUCUUCUUAACACCCUUCAUAUCACCAAGCCUGGGUCUCGCCUUUCAUUCCGGGGAUCGCCAGAUUCACACUCAUUUGCAGAGCGUGUGCGCAAUCAGAUGCAGGUGGAGGAAGCCAGGGCGUUGCAUAAUCGGUACAAAGACGGGGCCUCCCCAGUGGAGGACCCAGUAGAAAGAGAGGUCAACGAUGAGUAUGAGGACGAUGCGGUGACUAGCCCUAUCCAUUCUACUCAUAGUGCGCUUAGUGGACAUAGUGCGAACAGUGCGCAUAGCCCCAACAGUCCUCACAGCGCACAUAAAUCAGACUCGUUUCACGAAACACCUAUCUCGUAUACCUCGAAUGCGCCGUCCCUCAAGUCAAUCGUUCAGUCUAUUCGGAACCCUGGCAGCCCAGCUUCUUACCGUGGCGCGACAAAUUUAAGUCCCAUCGACCCUCGACUCCCUGCAGGGCUAAGGCCAGGAAGCCCAGGCAGGGUUGUGCAAACACCACCUAAGCUUCCUCAGCCACCCCCACAUGCGGCUCACCCUGAACCCUCCCCUCCCUAUGAGAAAUCCACCAAGAGUCAAAUGGCUUCAGCUCCUACUGCGGCGAGUCAGGAACCACCGCGAAACCCACAGGCGCCAAAGCUCUCUCUGCGCAAUAUCGCAGCGCAGAUCGGCGACACUGCCUUCACCGAGUUCAAAGAAUAUAUCAACCGAUACGAUAGCCUGCUUCGUCUUGCAGCAGAAAGUGUGAAACCUCUUGCGGAGACAUCCCUGGCGGAAUGGAUCCGAGCUGCGGUUUGGUGGUUCUUGCGAGGAAAGACACGUUUAGAGACAUUCGCUCGCAUGCGCAGCAAUUGUCCUCCAAGUUAUGCGAAGCAGGCCAUUGUUGAUCUUGGAAAAGCCUUAUGGAUCAAUGAACAGAUUGUGCCUGGGCAUUUUGAACUGUCUCGCUACGGCCAACAGAUGGGAAUUGAUGCGCUUUUGGCUGUUGCAAGCACGACAGGUGAUAAGGAGAUGGUUGAUUUAUUGAGUUUGCACCAGACUACUCUCAAUCAUUUGCGAUCGUUGUCCAUGUCAGUCAAGCGCAACAAAAUCAUUGCGCUUAUCGGUGAGGAUGACCUCUCCCCCAGCCACCUUGACACCAGCGUGUGGUUGCGUUACCCUUUCUUCGCCCCCAACGUGUCGGCCGUGCUCUCGGGAGCAGCAACAAGAUCCAUGCUGGCUGAAAAGCCGGGCAGGACACCUAGCAUUGUUUACAUGAUGCCACUGGGAGACUCGGCUCGCUACUUUAGCUAUGGUAGUAUGUUUGUUCAGGCUUGUGUGAGUUCUAGAGACGACGAUGGGGAGCAAUAUGCUAUUCAGUGCUGCCUGACAAUUAUUCGAGAGCGGGCAGAUUGGUAUGUGCUUGCUGCUAUUACCAGUCAAAGUCAGCUGGUCAACAUCAUGAUUCAAUCCGACCGAAAGCAGGGUCCCACUUGGGAUGAUGUGGAAUGGCAAGCCCGGACGCACUCCAUGAGAGUCAGAUUGUCCCGUGGGUUUGAAUUGGAUGUGACGUUCAAAGAGGAAGACUUCAAAACCCUUUGGAACAUUGUCAAGUACACCCAGAAGUCAGAGGCUAGUCUUGCGCCAGAGGAGGGUGAGACCGUUGUCUAUGAGAACACUGUGAAGGUCUUCCAGUACAUGGACCCUGGCACCCCUAAGGCUUUCCCUCCUGAGCCUUUGGAACGUUGUCGCAUUCGGUUGUUUGAACGUUCGGUCACGAUCAAAGAAGGCACUGGCUCGCGCAAUGCUCAUCGCGGAUUCCGAUUGACUGUAUUGACCAGCCCUAAAGUGAAGACCCUUAGCAAUGUGAAACACAUUCUCGCUCAUGGAUCUCCCGUGGUCUUUGGUCUGCUGAGGGGAGAAAAUGGCGCUCCUGCUCUUCUCCUCAAGGUGACUGAGGAUGGCCGAACCCGAUCCAUGCUUAUCACUUUCCAUGAAGUAGAAGAACGUACCAAAAUGCACGCUGUAUUGUUAGGGAUGAUUCCGCAGGAAGGAGAGUCCAAGACUCGUGAAAUCCCCAUUCGUUCGUAUUCCAUUGAGCAACCAGGAGAGUCUGCGAGCGGCCAGCCUGCCGUCAACCAUAUUCAGUUCCCAGCCGGAAACGUUUUUGUUAUCGAUCAGGAGCACAGCCAUGCAGAGCAUGGGUAUGGUCCUACCAUUCUGUCCGAAAAUCUGCGGGCCUUUAUUGCGACAGAAUGGGGAUCUGUGACUGAUCGCAUAAAUCUGGGACCUGGAGAGCUUAAGAUUGGCCUGGAUGUCAAUCGCAAGACUGGAAUGAGUUUGUUCCGCCCAGCACAGCAGGAUCUGACAGUUUCGCUGGCGGACAAUCUUAUCCAGCCGGAGAUGCCUGCGCAGGUGACGAGUUUCCUUGAGAAAAUCACGGCGAAGCCAAUGGCUCGUCGGAUUGAUUUCGCUUCAAUUCAAGAUCUGCAUGCAUUUGAAGAAGCGGUGACUGGUUUUAAGGUCAUUUACGAUGGGACGGCCUCAUGCUUUGCUAUCUCCCGCCGUCGCAGUGUUGUCCCGAUCUACAAGAGAUGGGAAGCCAACCUAGCACGAGUUCAAAUCGUGAAACAAGAAAAGAUCAUUCAGUUGGUUGCCUUUUUCGCCGACUUCCAACAUGGCACAUGCAUGAACUUCGUCCUCAAGGGUACGGAUCAUAUCGAGUCCUUUGGUCGUUCCGGCAAGUUUGGCAUUCGUAUCGUGGAUGCCAAAUUUGCACUCCCCAAGACCGAUGAUGACCCUGCUUCCAAAUUCGUGUGCCUGGAUAUGCCCGAAUAUCCAAUUGAACAUGACGAUCUCACCAUUACAUUCGAUUCUGAACUUGAUCGCACCAAUUUCAGGGUGGCUUUACCUGGAUCUGUUCGCGAACCAUCCCGCAUGGGAUCUCUACGCAGAUAA